AUGUCACCCGAUCUCAACUCCCUCCCCGGCGCUGACAGCACCCCAUCACCAACACCACCACCACCAAUCAACAGCACCCGCGGAACAACAGCUUCCAACAGCAACGGCCACUACUUUCCCAACGGUCACCAUGAUGGAGAAAAACGCCCCAACAUCCUCUACGUCAUGGCCGACCAGCUAGCCGCCCCUCUGCUCAAGAUGUACAACCCCACCUCCCAAAUUCUCACCCCCAACCUCGACGCCCUAGCUGCGAAAUCAGUCCAGUUCGACUCAGCCUACUGCCCCUCCCCGUUAUGCGGCCCCUCAAGAAUGAGCAUGAUCACGGGGCAGCUCCCCAUGAAGAUAGGAGCGUUUGACAAUGCCGCCCAGAUAUCAAGCGAUAUCCCGACUUAUGCCCACUACCUUCGACUGAAGGGGUACCACACUGUUUUGGCGGGCAAGAUGCAUUUUGUCGGGGAUCAGCUGCAUGGGUACGAGACGAGGCUGACGAGCGAUAUUUACCCGGGGGAUUUUGGGUGGGUGCCGAACUGGGAGGAGCCGGAGACGAGGCUGGAGUGGUAUCAUAACGCGAGCAGUGUACUGCAGGCGGGGAGCUGUGUGAGGAGUAAUCAGCUGGAUUAUGAUGAGGAGGUUAUGUAUAGGAGUAGGCAGUUUUUGUAUGAUUUUGUUAGGGAGGGGGAGGAGGGGAGGAGGCCGUUUGCUUUGACGGUCUCCCUCACCCACCCCCACGACCCCUACACCAUCGAGCAAAAGUACUGGGACCUCUACGAAAACGUCGACAUCGACCUCCCCCGCGUGACCAUCCCCCAGGAAGACCAAGACCCCCACUCCAAACGCCUCCUCAAAGUCUGCGACCUGUGGGACAAUCCUUUCUCUGACGAGCAAAUCAAGCGGGCCCGGAGGGCGUACUACGGCGCCGUCUCGUAUGUCGACGACUGCCUCGGCCAGCUCCUCACCCUGCUCAAGCAGCUCAAGCUCGACGAGGACACGAUUGUGAUCUUUUCUGGCGACCACGGGGACAUGCUCGGGGAGAGGGGGUUGUGGUACAAGAUGUCGUAUUUUGAGAGCUCGGUGCGUGUGCCGCUUCUGGUGAGCUACCCGAAGAGGUUCGAGCCGAGGAGGGUGAGUCAGAAUGUGAGCACGUUGGAUAUUUUGCCUACAAUGUGCGAUUUGGUGGGGACGAAGCCGUGGGCGUUGUUGCCGAUGGAUGGGAGGAGUUUGCUGCCGCAUCUGGAGGGGAGGGAGGGGGGGCAUGAUGAGGUUUUUGCGGAGUAUACUGGGGAGGGGACGGUCAGGCCGCUGAUGAUGAUCAGAAGGGGGAGGUGGAAGUAUGUGACUUGCCCGGCGGAUGGGAGUCAGUUGUUUGAUUUGAGGGCGGAUCCGCUCGAGUUGAGGGAUUUGGUGAAGGAGGGGGUGGUGAGGACGGAUGAAGAAACAAAAGAGGUUUUUGAGGCGUUUGAGAGGGAGGCGAGGGAGAAGUGGGAUUUUGAGGGGAUUACGAAGGAGGUGUUGCAUAGUCAGAGGAAGAGGAGGUUGGUUUGGGGGGCGUUGACGAAGGGGAGGUUUGAGAGUUGGGAUUACAAUCCGAUUGAUGAUGGGAGGGAGAAGUAUAUCCGGUCGCAUAUUCCUCUGGAUGACCUCGAGAGGCGGGCGCGGUACCCGGCUGUGGAUGAGUUCGGCCGGGAGACAGGAUCAAGGAUCGUGACUGAUCAAGCUGGAUCUCACGGGCAGUAAACUCUGUUGACAUGUGCUGAUGGCGCUUCAACUAUUACGACGGUGAUGAAGAGGAUGGUUCAACCCGGUUUCUCAUAGCGAGUUUUGCUCUUGGGCGCACGAUGGAGGUUCAAAUGGUUAAGGUGGACGAUAUACGCGAAGGCAUCUUGGGACAUGUUUAAUUUGGCGAGCGUGCUAGCAUUGCUCUUUGUCAGUUAUGCUGAUCAAAAAUACAACCGAUCAUGCAAUCUGCACUGGUAGAC
Molecule: messenger RNA, 1976 nt
Organism: Podospora bellae-mahoneyi
Lineage: Eukaryota; Fungi; Ascomycota; Sordariomycetes; Sordariales; Podosporaceae
Exons: 3
Coding region: 1-1734 (577 amino acids)
Cellular component (GO): cytoplasm
Molecular function (GO): sulfuric ester hydrolase activity
Source: RefSeq, a predicted model, not a curated record